CCCCCCAUGCGCUCACAACGUCACGGAGCUACAACCAAGCUUCCUGAUCAAGUCAAGAUAUGGCUUACAAGCUUGUCUUCAUCAGUAGCUUCGCAGCGGCCAUCGCCGUGCUCCAGACCAUGCAGCCACGGCCGCCUGCCGCCAUGAACGCCGCCACGCUCAUCGACCGGCUGCGCUCCUUUCCGGCGCCGGUCUACGCUUAUCUGACGGCGGCGAUCAUCGUCCUAGCAUCGGCCAUGUCAAAGCUGCUGCGCCGCUGGGACAACGGCCACGUGUACCUGGUGGAGUACGGGUGCUUCCGGCCACAGCCCUGCUACAGGACGCCAUUGGCGGUGUGCCGGGAGCACGCGAAGCUGAUGCCGUACCUGUUCGACGAUGAGAGCGUGGAGUUCAUGAUGCGGCUGGUCCGGCGGUCGGGGCUGGGGGAGGAGACCUGCGUGCCCGUGGCGUACCACUACAUGCCCCCCGACCGGAGCCUGGAGGCGUCCCGGCAGGAGGCCGAGCUCGUCAUCUUCUCCGCCAUCGACGACGCCUUCGCCAAGACAAGCUUGGAGCCGGCGGACAUGGACGUGCUCGUCCUCAACUGCAGCGUCCUGUCCACCACGCCCUCCCUCGCCGACAUGGUCAUCAACAGGUACAAGCUCCGUCCUGAUGUGCGGAGUGUGAACCUCUCCGGGAUGGGAUGCAGCGCGGCGCUCGUGUCGGUCGGCCUCGUCAGGAACAUCCUCAAGAUCUCGCCGCCGGGCACAAACGCGCUGAUCGUGUCCACGGAGAUCCUAUCGUCGCAAUACUACAUCGGCACGGACCGAUCGAUGCUUCUCCCCAACUGCCUCUUCCGCAUGGGCGCGGCCGCCACGAUCCUCUCCAACUCCCCGGAGAAUGCCCGAUUCCGGCUCGGCACCGUGGUGCGCACCGUCACCUCCGCACGGGACACGGACUACCGGUGCGUGUACAUGGACGAGGACGACAAGGGCAACACCGCGAUCCGCCUUUCCAGACACCUUCCUGCUACCGCCGGGCGCGCGCUGAUGGACAACAUCGCCUCCUUCGCGCCGCUCGUCCUUCCGAUCUCCGAGAAACUCCGCAUCGUGUUGUCUAGCCUCGUCAAGCGCGUGGCGGCGGCACUCGUGAUGACCAACGGCGGACGCGGCGAUGCGAGGCUCCACGACAUCCUGGACUUCCACACGGCGUUCGAGCACUUCUGCAUCCACGCAGGUGGGCGUAGUGUCAUCGACGAGGCCCAGAAAUGGCUCGAGCUCUCCGACCAUGACGUCGAGGCAUCGCGGAUGACGCUGCACAGGUUGGGCAACACGUCAAGCAGCUCCGUGUUGUAUGAGCUGGCUUACCUAGAGGCCAAGGGGUGGGUGAAGAAGGGUGACCGGGUGUGGAUGAUCUCCUUCGGCGCUGGGUUCGAGUGCAAUAGCGUCGCAUGGGAGUGCAUCAAGCCGUCCGCCACUCCCACUAACGGGCCCUGGGCCGACUGUAUCCACCGUUACCCGGUGCAGAUCCCCAGCGUCGUCUAAGAAACCCAUGUCUGAUGUGAGAGAGUGCUAAAAUAUAUUGCUCCCGCCUCUCUCCAUCAGUUCGAACUCUUGAGUGAACAGUCUAGGUGCAUACAAUUCAAUAAGGAGAGCCCCGUGAGAAGUAUCAAAUGUUUAGAAAAAUAUUAGCGACUUGGUGGAUUCAAAAAUAUAUAGCCCGAAAGAAACUAUCGCUAUUAACCAUGCUUA
Molecule: messenger RNA, 1730 nt
Organism: Brachypodium distachyon (stiff brome)
Lineage: Eukaryota; Viridiplantae; Streptophyta; Magnoliopsida; Poales; Poaceae
Product: 3-ketoacyl-CoA synthase 6
Exons: 2
Coding region: 60-1523 (487 amino acids)
Biological process (GO): fatty acid biosynthetic process
Cellular component (GO): membrane
Molecular function (GO): acyltransferase activity, transferring groups other than amino-acyl groups
Source: RefSeq, a predicted model, not a curated record